This is a messenger RNA of Rangifer tarandus platyrhynchus (Svalbard reindeer), 1224 nucleotides long. NCBI's taxonomy places the organism in Eukaryota, Metazoa, Chordata, Mammalia, Artiodactyla, Cervidae. The record is from the annotation of a GenBank genome assembly.
AUGGGUCGCCUCUGCCUCUACCGCCCCACCCUGCUCCCGGGUGGCCUCCUGUUCCUCCUGAUGCUCGCAGAUCCGGCGCUCCCGGCUGGAAGUCGGCCACCGGUGGUGCUGGUGCCCGGUGAUUUGGGCAACCAGCUGGAGGCAAAGCUGGACAAGCCGUCCGUCGUGCACUACCUCUGCUCCAAGAGGACGGAUAGCUACUUCACACUGUGGCUGAACCUGGAGCUGCUGCUGCCCGUCAUCAUUGACUGCUGGAUCGACAAUAUCAGGCUGGUCUACAACCAAAUGUCCCGCACCACCCAGUUUCCCGACGGUGUGGAUGUGCGUGUCCCUGGCUUUGGGGACACCUUCUCACUGGAGUUCCUGGACCCCAGCAAAAGCAGCGUGGGUUCCUAUUUCCAUACCAUGGUGGAGAGCCUUGUGGGCUGGGGCUAUGAACGAGGCAAGGAUGUCCGGGGGGCCCCCUACGACUGGCGCCGAGCUCCAAAUGAAAACGGGCCCUACUUCCUGGCCCUCCGCAAGAUGAUCGAGGAGAUGUACCAUCUGUACGGGGGCCCCGUGGUGCUGGUGGCCCACAGCAUGGGCAACAUGUACACGCUCUACUUUCUGCAGCGGCAGCCACAGGACUGGAAGGACAAGCACAUCCGUGCCUUUGUGGCACUGGGUCCGCCCUGGGGGGGCGUGGCCAAGACCCUGCGUGUCCUGGCGUCAGGAGACAACAACCGGAUCCCGGUCAUUGGGUCCCUGAAGAUCCGGGCACAGCAGCGGUCUGCGGUCUCCACCACUUGGCUGCUGCCCUACAACUAUACCUGGUCGCCACAGAAGGUCUUCGUGCGCACACCUAAGGCCAACUACACGCUACAGGACUACCGCCAGUUCUUCCAGGACAUCGGCUUCGAAGAUGGCUGGUUCAUGCGGCAAGACACGGAGGGGCUGGUUGAGGCCACAGUGCCGCCGGGCGUGCGGCUGCACUGCCUCUACGGCACGGGCGUCCCCACGCCAGAGUCCUUCGACUACGAGAGCUUCCCAGACCGUGACCCAAAAAUCCACUAUGGCAGCGGUGAUGGCACUGUGAACUUGCAGAGUGCCCUGCACUGCCAGACCUGGCGUGGCCUCCAGAAGCAAGAAGUGUCAUUGCAAGUGCUUCCAGGCAAUGAGCACAUCGCUAUGCUGGCCAACACCACUACCCUGGCCUACCUGAAACAUGUGCUUCUCGGGCCCUGA